Aspergillus fumigatus Af293 is the source of this 612-nucleotide messenger RNA. RefSeq lists its product as uncharacterized. NCBI's taxonomy places the organism in Eukaryota, Fungi, Ascomycota, Eurotiomycetes, Eurotiales, Aspergillaceae. The record is from RefSeq and is a predicted model, not a curated record.
AUGGUGGAUGGCCUGCACCUGUUCUUCGACGAGCGGAUGAUCCGCACCCGCUUGCCGGCUCCCAAAGCCAACUUCGCCAGUGGUCGUCCCACGGAGACGAGCUUUCUUCCCGAUAUGAUUCGGGUCAUCGACCUCGACUGGCCAGAAACGGAGCUGUCGCCCCUCAAAGAGACCGUCAUCGUGGCGACGAUCUGCGGACAGGUCCUAGAACACAAACAGAGACCUCCCUCGAGAACCCGCGAUUCCACUGCAACCACCUAUGACUUCUGCCGUCGACACCGUUCGCUGAAUGCACUAUUAGCGCAGCGCAUAAAGAUGCUGCGCCUGCACGCGUCAUUCGAGCAUCUCAACCCGGUCUUCACCCUCACGGCCCUGGCGACAUAUAUCGCCGUGCUGACGCUCUACAACGGGAUCCAAUCGCAGCCCUUGGGGACCGAGGCACAAGCAAUGCAGCUCACCAAGGCGCUUCACUCCGAGCACCAGCAGCAAUCACUGGACGCCGUCGCCGAUGUAGCGCUCCUGGUCACUGCACUCGGCCAGCACUUUCAGGUAAAGCAUCCCCGGCCAUACGAUCCUUGUUGUGCGCCUUGCGAGCCCACCCGCACGAAAUGA